Molecule: messenger RNA, 1419 nt
Organism: Danaus chrysippus (African queen)
Lineage: Eukaryota; Metazoa; Arthropoda; Insecta; Lepidoptera; Nymphalidae
Source: the annotation of a GenBank genome assembly
AUGGUUCUGAGUCUCAGUAUCUGCGCCAUAAACAUCAUCCAACUGGUCUGCAAGUGGACCUCCACGCCCUUCGUCAACGUCAUCGACUCCUUGCCAACACCGAUUUGGGCUGUUCCGUUCCCUAGCGUAGUUCUCUGCCCACAUUUACACAUGAAAUCUUCGUAUGCUAACGUAACGAACUUGAAAAAUGUUGAACGUUUCUUCGCUUCCUUAGUUUGUCCACAAAUGAAUCCGGAAUCAAAAUUUGAGUUGAAUCGACCCUUGACAGUCGCUGAAAAUAUUAAAUUGCAAGACUUCAUCAUAAAGGCUUCACCAACUUGCACGGAAAUUGUAAAAGUAUGUCACUGGCGAUCAGAAUAUGAAAUGGAAACAUUGAAAAUAGACUGCUGUGAGAAAUUACUGAAACCUAUAUUCACGGACUAUGGCCUUUGUUACACAUUCAAAGGCCUGCCAUUAAAUGGAAUGACAAACAGAACAUUAGAGUGGCAACACUCGUUCUCGAAAUUUAUAACCACAUCUCCUCUAGAAUGGGAUUUAGAUGGUGGUUAUCCAAAGGUUUUUCCACCAAAGCCUGGGAUGCUCCCAUACAGAGUCAUGGCGUCGGGUGAAGUCAACGGAUUGGAUAUUGAACUGUAUCUAAAUACAAGUGACCAUCAAUUUGAAUGCGAUGGAAAUAACAUCGGCUUUAACGUUUUAAUAGGUUCACCAGCGGAACACGUCUACAAGAGUACAAUUCUUCGUCUACCAAUGGACAGAAUGACCACAGUAGAGGUUUCAGCAAUCACUUACAAAACUGAUAGUUCCUUAAGAGCACUCUCACCAGAACAGAGACAAUGCUUCUUCCAAAAUGAAAGAGAACUCAAAUAUUACAAAUUCUACACAGAUACGAACUGCAAAUUAGAUUUGAGAAUCAGGAAAACUAUUAAACAAUGUAACUGUGUUCUAUUUCAUUGGCCAAGAAAACAUAUUUCGGACAGAAUAUGUUCAACAAGAGAAGAUUAUAAAUGUGUUUCCGAUGUCAAAGCCAAAGUUGGGGAACAACUGAUCUUCGCGUAUUAUGCUGACAGUGAGGAGCAGCGUAAUACUCAUGAGACAGCUACAUCAUGCUACCCAGCCUGUAAUGACGUACUUUAUUCCACCCAGGUCUAUUAUUCUGACCUCAUCAAAGAUACCCAUCAUAAGAACCAUUGGGGUAUUUUUAAAGGAGAGAGGACAAGCAUCAACAUACAUUUCUACACGGAUAUGUUUCUAGGUCAACAUCGUCACGCUCAAUACGACGACUUCUAUUUCGCUGGUGCCAUAGGUGGACUGCUAAGUCUCUUCCUGGGAUUUAGUAUAAUAAGUGUAGCUGAAAUAAUUUAUUUUGUGAUAUUAAAACCGAUACAUAACACGUUAAAAGAUGUAUACAACCAAAACUAA